This is a messenger RNA of Scophthalmus maximus (turbot), 3075 nucleotides long. Its product is annotated as acyl-CoA-binding domain-containing protein 5A-like. Gene Ontology annotation, molecular function: fatty-acyl-CoA binding. The transcript has 14 exons. The coding region runs from base 611 to 2197 and encodes 528 amino acids. The record is from RefSeq and is a predicted model, not a curated record. Gene Ontology annotation, biological process: fatty acid metabolic process; autophagy of peroxisome. NCBI's taxonomy places the organism in Eukaryota, Metazoa, Chordata, Actinopteri, Pleuronectiformes, Scophthalmidae.
UAAAGGCGGAGUCAUGCCAGGCCAAGAUGGAAACGACUGAGCCGCUGCGGAACCGCCCACUUUGGUCUUCAAAACCGGCCUGCAGAAACCAAUGGGUGACGUCACAGACGCUACGUCCAUGUUUAUAUACAGUCUAUGAUAGUUACCCAGAUAAUUUAAAAAAAAGUAGGCUUAAAGAACUGUAUGGAAAUAAUUACAUGACAUCAUGAGAUUAUUAAAACACCCAUCAAGCGUCAUGCAUGCAUGUACCUGUAGUUUGUUUGAGCUUUUAACGCGUCACCGUUGAAGUGAACGUCGGGACACUACAUUUCCCAUGCACCACUGCGGUUUAAAUCCCCGCCGUGGUGGCUUUAUGGGAUUUGAAGGAGGAAGCUUCGAUCGUCGCGCCACCGUUUGCCGGGUUUUGCUCAACAACUUAAACUACAUUACCCAGAUGUAUAAACAAUGGAAACGCUGAGCGUUUUGGGCUCAUCCUUGACCGGACUCGAGCCUGAGAGCUCUGCUGCAUAUCGCAGCCAGACGCCGGGGCCAGUGAAAUGACUAUCGCGCCGGCGGAUAUGAACUUAAUGAUGUGAGGACUCCUUCCCUGUCGUCCCGACUGCAGCUCAGCAUGGCGCAGGAGGACAAACGCAGCCUGGAGGCGAAAUUUGCCGCUGCAGUCAAAGUGAUCAUGAGUUUGCCGGAAGAAGGUCCUUUCCAGCCAUCUGACGACAUGAUGCUGAUGUUCUACAGUUACCACAAGCAGGCCACCUCUGGACCCUGCAACAUCCGCAGACCGAGUGGCUUCUGGGACACUCGUGGAAAAGCUAAAUGGGACGCAUGGAGCUCUUUAGGAAAUAUGACAAAGGAGGAAGCCAUGAAGAAUUAUGUUGACGACAUCCAGCUGAUUUUGGAGACCAUCCCGAUCUCGGACGAAGUGUCCGACCUGGUGCAGAGGCUUGGCGACUUCUACACUGAGGUAGACGGAGAAAGUGACGAAGCUGAGGAAAACGAAGUGGACAGGAGGCCCUUCACCAGGCCUUUUGCAAAACAUGCAGAUGAGCUGGUCAAACCAUUUAAGAAACCAACAAUGGAAGGCUUUGGGGAUCUGUGGGAUGACAUACAAAAGCUUCAAGAAACAGACAGUGUUCAUGGCACAUGUGUCACUAGCGAGGAGAAACAGGGAAGUAAAGAAAAUUGUGAAACGGAGACAAAGGUAGAAAGUUGUGAUUGGAAGAGAAGUGAGGAGGAGGAGGAGGAGGAGAAUGGGGGUGAAGAAGACAAUGCAGACGACGAAGACGAGGAGGAAGAGGAGGAGGAAGAAGUUUGGAAUCCUGAUCGGAGGCUGCUGAUGGUGGAGGACAAGAGGUGGAGGUCUGACACCAGAGGCUCUGGCAGCAGCGUGGAACCCAGCGUGUCCUCCUUCACCAACGGGGGACACAGCUCCCUCAACAGCGAGGUGGAGGAGGAGGAACUGGCCUGUUUCAUUGAGCCCAGCGUGCAUUACAACCCGUAUGUGCACUUUAAUGGACACCUGAGUGAUCAUAGUCGUACUGUCGCCGAGAAGAACCACCGAUCCACAGACUCGGAUAACGAGGAAUUCUGUGACUCAAUGGAGCAUCUAGCCAUGGAAGAGCGGGCGUCGACAUCAAAGGCUCAGUCCCCUGGAUCAAGAGCUGCCUCGUUGAAGCAAAACGAUCUUUGGUUUGAGAGCAACACCACCCUGAAUGGAGGAGAGGAUCAGGCAGGAACAAGAGAUUCCUACUUUAAAGACGGGACCAGUACAGGCCAACACAACAGCUCCUUAUCAAGAAGAGGGACAGUUUCAGGUUCUCAGUCGUUAGGGGCGACCUGCAGCUCCUGGUGGUGUGUCGGUGCACAUGCUGCCAGCUGUUGUGUGUCAGAGAGCAGACGUCCCGUCUGUGGUACGAGGAGAAACAUCAACGAGCAAAUAGCCACAGCUCUGCUGAGGCUGCAGCGGGACAUGGCCAACGUGUUGCACAGGCUGCACGCUCUGGAGAUGCUCACCGUGUCACAGUCAAGAUCACAGUCACCAAGGCAGGAGGACUCCCUGUCUGUAUCACGAAAGAUCCUGAGACCAUCCUGGUGGCCUUUUGACUUCUCUCCACUCACAGUGGUGGUGACUGCACUUUGGCCACUGAUUGCCCAUUGGCUUUUCCAGCUUUUCUUGAUGCGGAAGAGAAGGAGAAUCCCCUGAAUUGUCUGACAACCAUCAUCGUCAAUCAAAAACGUGAACCUGGAAUGAAAUUACUGCUUGUCUUGUGGCUUCAUUGAGGUCACCAACCCAGACAAUGAGGCAGCAGUAGAGAUGAAAGGAUAUGUUGGUCAGAAAGGAGUUCUGAGGGAGACUGCAGUGUGUAGCAUAACUUUGAUGGAUGCCUUGUGGACGUUUAAAUGAAGGAAAGAUAAAUGCAUUAUAGAUGCAGGCACUUUCUAAAUGUUAUAGUUAGCCUAGCAUUAGGUGGUCUUAUUUAUAACUCAUAUAACUGAGUAAAGGUUUAGCUGAAAUAAUGUCAUGAUCAUAAAUUGGCUGUUGACCUUGAGUAAUAAGAGGGUUUCACCAUUGUCAUUGCCAGUGAUUUUAUAUUUAUUGUACAUUCCAUUGUUUAUUUAUUCAUUAAUUCAUCGCCUACCGCUUUAUCCAUUUAAGGGUCGCGGGGGGUCGCUGGAGCCAAUCCCAGCUAACAUUGGGCGAGAGGCGGGGUACACCCUGGACAGGUCGUCAGCCUAUCACAUUGUUUAUUUAUGUUUCUUCAAAUAUUAUUUCCUCACGAUUAAACCAAUCAGCAUUUACUCUGAUGAUAAAAAUAUUUGAGGCAUUUCAUUUCUUUUGAGACCAAAUAGACAUUUAAUAUAAAAUAUGGUUAUUUAUGUGUAAAUGUUUGAUUUAUUGCUUCAGUGAAACUGCAUCAAAGACUGAAAGAAAUGACAUAUGUAGAAAAUCAUAUACUGUUAGUGUCUAUAUAAAAAAAAACAUUCAUGUUUCUUGUCAGCAAGGUCAAAGUACUUUCAAAUAUACAGUAUCAUAAUUGAAGCACAUUUGAAAAUGCAAUAAAUACAUUCCUGGAACAAACA